UGUAUACUGAUGUUACAACUCAUUUGUUGUUAUGGCUGGUCAGACAAUUGAUUCAAUUGAAUCAAUUUUAGUGUUCGCCAUAUUUCCAUAACAAACAGAUGGAUUAAUGCUUUCUUCAGUAUACCCAUGAGUAAGGAAUAUAGAUGAUGUAGCAUUUAGAUGCUUAGGCGAACUCCAGUUUACAAUGUAUCUUAAUAACGGUCUCCUAUAAUUACCCCUCUACGGCAUGAAUUUUAUUUAUUUGUUUCAGAAAAAAAUAUUUUGCCCCACCUUUAGAGAGCUUGGGGGUCCCUGUUGACAUAUCAAUCAUAAAAUGAAUAAAAUAAGAUCAUUGUUAAUGAUGGUUUGUAUUACAAAUAAUGAACAUGUUUGACCUGUAGUGGUUUUAAUGAGUUAUGUCAGACAUUGAGUUUCACUUUUCCUCAUUUCUAAUGGAGUACUAGGCCCUGUAAUGGAGUACUAGACCCUGUAAUGGAGUACUAGGCCUCUUCUGCAGAAUGAGAUCAAGCUUGCAGGUGACAAACGGCAUGUUUAGUGCUACAAGAAAGAAGUUUGGAGAGGGAGUCGAUAGUGACUACCCUGAUGACAGUAUGUACUAUGGCCAGCCAUCAAUGUUUCAGCAUCGAUCAGAAAAAGACAUGCUUGCAUCUCCUUCACCCUCAUCAUCAGGACAGUUGUCACAACUGGGUGCAAGUCUAUACGGGCCCCAAAGCGCACUAGGGUUCUCUAUAAGGGGCAUGAGCAAUAAUACCCCACAACUAAAUCGCAGCCUAACACAAAGCGUCCAACUACCGAGCCAUAUUACUCCAACAACAGGGGUUCCAACAGUGUCCCUCCAUACUCCACCCUCACCUAACAGAGGGAUCCUGCCCAUGAACACCAGAAACAUGAUUAACCACUCGCAAGUUGGCCCUGGCCUGGGCAUGAGUGGCAGGACCAACAGCAUGGGUAGUUCAGGACUGGGCAGCCCCAACCGUAGCUCGCCCAGCAUCAUCUGCAUGCCCAAGCAGCAGCCAGCACGCCAGCCAUUCACCAUCAACAGUAUGUCUGGGUUUGGAAUGAACAGGAACCAGGCAUUUGGGAUGAACAGCUCUCUAUCAAGUAAUAUCUUCAACGGAACAGAUGGGAGUGAAAAUGUGACGGGACUAGAUCUUUCAGACUUCCCAGCUUUGGCAGACAGAACUCGGAGGGAAGGAGGUGGCAAUCCUACUCCAUUGCACAACCCACUGGCGGGGAGAGCCCCCUAUGUUGGGAUGGUCACUAAACCAUCAAAUGAACAGUCUCAGGAUUUCUCCAUCCACAAUGAGGACUUCCCUGCACUUCCUGGGCCUAAUUAUAAGGAUCCCACAUUAACCAGUGAUGACAGCAAAUCAAAUCUAAACUCAUCAGGCAAGAACAGUUCUAGUGUGGAUGGUCCCAAGUUCCCUGGUGAUAAGGCAUCAUCAACACAGAACAACAACCAGCAAAAGAAAGGAAUUCAGGUUUUACCUGAUGGCAAGGUGACCAACAUUCCCUCUGGGAUGGUAACAGACCAGUUUGGCAUGAUUGGACUGUUGACCUUCAUCCGGGCAGCCGAGACAGACCCUGGGAUGGUUCAUUUGGCACUAGGAAGUGACCUAACAACACUAGGACUCAAUCUCAAUUCACCUGAAAAUCUGUACCCCAAGUUUGCCUCUCCUUGGGCCUCGGCACCGUGUCGACCACAGGACAUUGACUUUCAUGUCCCUUCAGAGUACUUGACCAACAUCCACAUAAGGGAUAAGCUGGCUGCCAUAAAGUUGGCUCGUUAUGGCGAAGAUCUUCUUUUCUACCUGUAUUACAUGAAUGGAGGAGAUCUCUUGCAACUCCUAGCAGCAGUAGAGCUUUUCAAUAGGGACUGGAGGUACCAUAAGGAGGAGCGGGUUUGGAUCACAAGGGCCCCAGGCAUGGAGCCCACACUGAAGACCAACACUUAUGAGAGGGGGACUUAUUACUUCUUUGACUGUCUUAACUGGAGGAAGGUAGCUAAGGAAUUUCACCUUGAGUAUGACAAGCUAGAGGAACGGCCACAUGUUCCAACAACCUUUAACUACAACCCAGCACAGCAGGCCUUCUGAAGCUGCCCUGCUGCUGAGAUGGCGAGUGUAAGCAGAGGGGCGGCCCGCUCAAAGACCACUGCUGCUCAGUGCUUCUGGUUGUAAAGUCCACACCAAACCUGGUAAAGGACUGGGAAGGGCAUGGCUGGACUGGAUUACCACCAAAGGGGAGAAAGGCCCUGCCUCACCACCUCCAUGCUACUCUCCAGCAUCCCAUUCAUUCAGUUUUUAAUCCCCCA
This is a messenger RNA of Alosa alosa (allis shad), 2314 nucleotides long. It is a transcript of the gene cnot2, whose product is annotated as CCR4-NOT transcription complex, subunit 2. The transcript is spliced from 15 exons. Gene Ontology annotation, cellular component: P-body; CCR4-NOT core complex. The record is from RefSeq and is a predicted model, not a curated record. The coding region runs from base 498 to 2096 and encodes 532 amino acids. NCBI's taxonomy places the organism in Eukaryota, Metazoa, Chordata, Actinopteri, Clupeiformes, Clupeidae. Gene Ontology annotation, biological process: regulation of DNA-templated transcription; regulation of stem cell population maintenance; nuclear-transcribed mRNA poly(A) tail shortening.